Molecule: messenger RNA, 1331 nt
Organism: Lutra lutra (Eurasian river otter)
Lineage: Eukaryota; Metazoa; Chordata; Mammalia; Carnivora; Mustelidae
Gene: TMOD4
Product: tropomodulin 4
Exons: 10
Coding region: 198-1235 (345 amino acids)
Biological process (GO): muscle contraction; myofibril assembly; pointed-end actin filament capping
Cellular component (GO): striated muscle thin filament; myofibril
Molecular function (GO): tropomyosin binding
Source: RefSeq, a predicted model, not a curated record
CUGGCCAGAGCUAAAAUAAUAAAAUGCUGAGCUCACUGUUCCCCCACCCUCUUUCCCGGCACCGGGCUCCUCCCGCUGCUGGGACAGUGCUCCAGUAGCAUCGACAGACCAACCGACAGAAGGGGAGGUGAGAAGGGAGGUGGCCACCAGGACUGGCUCCGUGAGUGCCACACAGUGGGGAGGGGGUGGGGGCCAUCAUGUCAUCGUAUCAGAAGGAACUGGAGAAAUACAGAGACAUAGAUGAAGAUGAGAUCCUAAGGACCUUGAGCCCUGAGGAGCUAGAGCAGCUGGACUGCGAGCUACAGGAGAUGGACCCCGAGAACAUGCUCCUGCCAGCUGGACUAAGACAACGUGACCAGACAAAGAAGAGUCCAACAGGGCCCCUGGACCGGGAUGCCCUUUUGCAGUACCUGGAGCAGCAGGCACUAGAGGUCAAAGAGCGUGAUGACUUGGUGCCCUUCACAGGCGAGAAGAAAGGGAAACCCUAUAUUCAGCCCAAGAGAGAAAUUCCUGCACAGGAGCAGAUCACCCUGGAGCCUGAACUGGAAGAGGCACUGGCCAAUGCCACAGAUGCUGAAAUGUGUGAUAUUGCAGCAAUUCUGGGCAUGUACACACUGAUGAGCAACAAGCAAUACUAUGACGCCAUCUGCAGCGGAGAGAUUUGCAACACGGAAGGCAUCAGCAGCGUGGUGCAGCCUGACAAGUACAAACCAGUGCCAGAUGAGCCCCCAAAUCCCACAAACAUCGAGGAGAUCCUAAAGAGUGUUCGAAACAAUGACAAGGAGCUAGAGGAGGUGAACCUCAAUAACAUACAGGACAUCCCGAUCCCCAUGCUAACAGAGUUAUGUGAGGCAAUGAAGACAAAUACCUACGUCCGGAGCUUCAGUCUGGUGGCCACAAGGAGUGGUGACCCCAUUGCCAAUGCGGUGGCAGACAUGUUGCGUGAAAAUCGUAGCCUCCAGAGCUUGAACAUUGAAUCCAACUUCAUCAGCAGCACAGGGCUCAUGGCUGUGUUGAAGGCAGUUCGGGAAAAUGCCACACUCACUGAGCUCCGUGUAGACAACCAGCGCCAGUGGCCUGGCGAUGCAGUGGAGAUGGAGAUGGCCACCGUGCUGGAACAGUGUCCCUCCAUUGUCCGCUUUGGCUACCACUUUACACAGCAGGGGCCACGAGCUCGGGCGGCCCAGGCCAUGACCCGGAACAAUGAACUACGUCGCCAGCAAAAAAAGAGAUAACACUACCUUUUCCCCUUACCAACUAGAGCUGGGAGCCCUGAAUGUCUAAAUCCUCAUCUCUCCCCUUCCUGUAAAUAAAGGCCCUUCUGUCCACUC